This is a messenger RNA of Photinus pyralis (common eastern firefly), 562 nucleotides long. RefSeq lists its product as uncharacterized. The coding region runs from base 1 to 306 and encodes 101 amino acids. The transcript is spliced from 3 exons. The record is from RefSeq and is a predicted model, not a curated record. Lineage: Eukaryota; Metazoa; Arthropoda; Insecta; Coleoptera; Lampyridae.
AUGCAUUAUGAAAUAUUUUAUGAUAUGAAACUGGCUGAUAACCAACAUCAGGAUCAUCAAGAUGAGGCGUUAACCUGCAAUGUUUGCGACAGGUCAUUCGCCUGUCCCAAGCAGUUGUCUUCACAUAAGCAAAAGAAAAGACACUUUGGAUGUUCGUCGUGCGAUAGUCUGUUUCCAUCACUAAUGGCACUGGAGCAUCACAAGGAAGAGUUUGAGCACUGGUCAGGAGACGAAGAAGAGGAAUUGUAUACAGAUUCAGAAGAAGACGAGACUCUUGCCACAGAAGAACGUGAACGGCUACUAUAAAGACUUGCAAAUUGUAAAACCCACGUUUUCAUAACGACUCUAGGGUAAAACAUGGCGUAAUUGUAUAAUUUAUUUUAAAUAUAACAUCUACCUAACUAGUUAUAAAAUUGUGUAGAAUAUUUUGUUUAUCCAAAAUUUAAUAAAAGCUCCAUAUUUUUUAUUAAUAUAUUUACACUUGAACAUAUCGUAGAAAUUUUCCAAUUGUUGUGUUAGGCAAGCCUAAUCGCACCAACUGUAAAUAUUUUGCAAAUAUAAA